Messenger RNA from Melospiza georgiana, 1749 nucleotides. It is a transcript of the gene NOX4, whose product is annotated as NADPH oxidase 4. Gene Ontology annotation, biological process: defense response; superoxide anion generation. Gene Ontology annotation, molecular function: superoxide-generating NAD(P)H oxidase activity. NCBI's taxonomy places the organism in Eukaryota, Metazoa, Chordata, Aves, Passeriformes, Passerellidae. Gene Ontology annotation, cellular component: NADPH oxidase complex; plasma membrane. The record is from RefSeq and is a predicted model, not a curated record. The transcript has 18 exons. The coding region runs from base 1 to 1749 and encodes 582 amino acids.
AUGGCGCUGUCCUGGAGGAGCUGGCUGGCCAACGAGGGGAGCAAGCACCUCUUCCUGUUUUUCUGGCUCUCCCUCAAUGUAUGGCUCUUCGGGAAAACCUUCCUGCUUUAUAAUCAAGGGCUACAGUAUUAUUAUUUGCAUCAGAUGUUAGGGCUAGGAUUGUGUAUUAGCAGAGCUUCGGCGUCUGUCCUCAAUCUCAACUGCUGCCUGGUCCUGCUCCCCAUGUGCCGCGUUCUCUUGGCCUUCCUGCGGGGAUCCCAGAAGGUUGCCAGCAAGAAAACCAGAAGGCUGCUAGAUAAAAGCAAAACUUUCCAUGUGACAUGUGGUGUUACGAUAUGCAUCUUUUCAGUCUUACAUGUUGCUGCUCAUCUGGUGAAUGCUCUUAACUUCUCUGAGAAUUACAAUGAAGAAUUUGUGACCCUAAAUGCGGCAAACUAUCGUGGUGAGGACCCGAGGAAACUACUUUUUACAACUAUUCCAGGUCUGACUGGAGUCAUUAUGGUGUUAGUAUUAUUCCUAAUGUGUACAGCGUCCACAUAUGCCAUCAGGGUUUCAAACUAUGACAUCUUCUGGUAUACACACAACCUUUUCUUUGUCUUCUAUAUGCUGCUGAUGCUGCAUGUUUCUGGGGGAGUGCUCAAGUACCAGACCAACUUAGAGGAACACCCUCCUGGUUGCUUUAAUCCUAACAAAACGCUCCGACAGAAUCUGACUGUGCCAAAGGCUUUUGGAGAGCUGUUUCCAGACUAUACUACUGAGCCUUUCCCAGAGGACCCACCAGUACCAGAACCCUUUGUACAAAAUAGCUUUACGAGAGUUUGUUCCGAGGAACCCAAGUUCCAGUCGCACUUCCCAGAGACCUGGUUCUGGAUUUCCGGACCGCUGUGCCUGUACUGUGUGGAGCGGCUGUACCGCUACAUCCGCAGCAACAAGCCAGUCACAAUCACCUCAGUGAUAAGCCACCCCUCCAAUGUCCUUGAAGUCAGGAUGGUGAAAGAUGACUUUGAAGCAAGGCCUGGUCAGUAUGUUAUUCUCCACUGUCCGAGAGUGUCUGCCCUGGAAAGCCAUCCAUUCACUCUUACAAUGUGCCCUACAGAUACCAAAGCAACGUUUGGGGUCCACCUAAAAGUAGUAGGAGACUGGACAGAAAGAUUUCGGGAUUUACUGCUUCUGCAUUCAAAUCAAGAUACAGAGAUUCUGCCCAUCUUUCAGCAGAGACGCUAUCCCAAACUGUAUGUGGAUGGACCUUUUGGAAGUCCCUUUGAGGAAUCCCUGAACUACGAGGUCAGCCUCUGCGUGGCUGGAGGAAUUGGGGUUACACCAUUUGCAUCUGUGCUCAACACAUUGCUUGAUGGUUGGAAAUGCUACAAGCUCAGAAGACUCUACUUCAUCUGGGUGUGCAGGGACAUUGAGUCUUUCCGCUGGUUUGCAGAUCUGCUCUGUAUGUUGCAUCACAAGCUUUGGCAGGAGAAUCGGCCAGACUAUAUAAAUAUCCAGCUGUACCUCAGUCAAACAGAUGGAAUACAGAAAAUAAUUGGUGAAAAAUAUCAAGCUUUAAACUCCAGGCUUUUGAUUGGACGACCCCGGUGGAAGCUCCUGUUUGAUGACAUAGCAAAGUGCAAUAGGAGGAAGACCAUUGGAGUUUUCUGCUGUGGACCAAACAAAAUCUCUAAGAUACUUCAUAAACUGAGCAACAGCAGCAAUUCCUAUGGGACAAGGUUUGAAUACAAUAAAGAAUCCUUCAGCUGA